UUAUUUUACUAAUUCCUUGAUCAUGUGACAGCAGAUUAUAAACCAAAAAUGGCGGAGUCAUUAUUUGACGUUCGCUUGUACAAUAUUAUUAUUUUGGGGGUGGGGUUUAUGUUAUUGUUUACGGCAUUUCAAACAGCUUCAAUGGCAGAGCAAAGUGUUUUGUCAAGUGAAAAAACAAAUACUAAUGGAACAUUCACGGGAAAUGGAUAUACAAGUUUGAGCAUCAUCUAUAUUGUUUUCUCGGCAGCUAAUUGGAUUGCCCCACCUAUUGUGGCAGUUCUUGGUCCAAAAUUUACAAUGUUUGUUGGCAGUAUUCUUUACUUUGUCUUUAUCUUGUCCUUCCUAAAACCAAUGGUUUGGGCCUUGUAUCUUGGAUCAGUUCUUGUUGGUAUAGGAGCUGCAAUAUUGUGGACUGCGCAGGGGAACUUUCUGACCAUCAACUCUGACUCUGACACGGUUUCUAGAAACAGUGGCAUAUUUUGGGCACUUUUACAAUGCAGUUUGUUGUUUGGGAACAUAUACAGCUACUUUGUGCUGAAGGGCAGUACGGAUAUUACUGAUGAUGAGAGAACCAAGCUGUUCAUUGGUCUGUCUGGGGCUGCUCUGCUGGGGGUCCUCUGUUUCUUACUCCUCAGAAAACCUGUCUCCACAGACACUGAGAACCUGGUCAACUUAUCACCAAGUGAUCAAAGUGAAAGAGAAAGUCCUCUACAAACAAUAAAGAGAGCCUUCCAUUUACUCAGAACGAAAGAGAUCAUGCUUUUAAGUUUGGCCAUAGCAUAUACAGGUAUAGAGCUGACUUUCUUUAGUGGUGUAUAUGGAACCUGUAUUUCUAACACACCACAGUUUGGGGACAAUGCUAAGGGUCUCAUUGGUAUAUCUGGAAUGUUCAUUGGAGUGGGGGAAAUUCUAGGUGGCGCAGCUUUUGGUUUGAUGGGGAAAAGAACCAACAAAUAUGGUCGUGAUCCUAUCGUGCUCCUGGGAUAUCUAGCACACAUGGCAGCUUUCUUCCUGAUUUUUAUGAAUAUUCCCAAUGGGUCUCCUCAAGAUAACACUGAUUCUGCUACUUACAUGACUCCUAGCCAGUAUGUAGCUGUGUUUUCCUCUUUCCUCUUGGGUUUUGGAGAUAGUAGUUUUAACACACAGCUCUAUUCCAUUCUGGGCUUCAUGUUUCCAGAAGACAGCUCGCCAGCUUUUGCCUUGUUUAAAUUUGUACAGUCUAUAGCAGCUGCCGCAGCCUUUUACUACAGUGAGGCUUUGCUGCUCUACUACCAGCUGUUGAUACUCACUGUUCUGGGAGCCAUUGGCACCCUGGCCUUCUGUGUUGUAGAGUGGGGAGUCAGCAGAGCGUAUAGAAUGGGAUACCAGUCUAUCUGACCCCAGGAGGAGAAGAAUGAAGAGAUUGGCCUGGCUGUGUAUGACUGUGAGUCCCCAAUGAGUGAUGACUAGAGAGAGGUGGGGACUGGAGACGUGCAAUAAUCAUUAUACAUUCCCUGGUUGUAGCAGACAGAGUUUAUGUGUGAUAGACAAUUACAGUGCCAAAGCAACGAUUUGUCACUGAUUCUGGGAUUAAUUUUGGUAACACAAUAUUACAGAAUUUUAUGAGGAAUAUAUGUAUAUACUGGUAAUCUGUACUAAGUCUUGUAUUUUACUUUGAAUAUUUUUAACUAUUUGUGCAGCUUUUUAUUUCUAUUUUAAAUAUACACCAUGUUCUCACAUAUAUUUUCAUAGCAAGGAUCAUGUACAUGUAAUUUAUAUAAAACAAGGAUGGAAUUAUAUGUAAAAUGUAUGUAUUGGCCAAUAUUUUUACUAUUAGAUUAUUGCAUGUUUAUGUUUUCAUGAUAUUAAAAGAUUUUCCAACUACCCUGGCAUGUAAAGCACCUUGGUGGCAAGAAUUGUAGAAUUAUUGAAUCUGAUCAUUAACCUCAUAUUUUUUUCCCAAAAGAAUAAGGAGAAAAAUAAAGUAAUUUGAGUUUCUAA
This is a messenger RNA of Magallana angulata, 1980 nucleotides long. Its product is annotated as UNC93-like protein MFSD11. The record is from RefSeq and is a predicted model, not a curated record. Bases 49 to 1377 code for a protein of 442 amino acids. The transcript is spliced from 14 exons. Lineage: Eukaryota; Metazoa; Mollusca; Bivalvia; Ostreida; Ostreidae.